Molecule: messenger RNA, 1758 nt
Organism: Chanos chanos (milkfish)
Lineage: Eukaryota; Metazoa; Chordata; Actinopteri; Gonorynchiformes; Chanidae
Product: alpha-1-antitrypsin homolog
Exons: 5
Coding region: 105-1382 (425 amino acids)
Molecular function (GO): serine-type endopeptidase inhibitor activity
Source: RefSeq, a predicted model, not a curated record
GUUAAUGUUUACAAUGUUUGACUCAGCUGAUUCUUGAAAGACUAUAAAAUGAAAACGCUCCCUGCUGAGCAGUCUCCUGAGGAUAGGACACUUAUGGUAACAAAAUGUGGGGUAAAUGUUGUUGUUCUCUGGCUGUUAGCUUGCUGCUAGUAGCAGCCUGCACUGCAUUUCCUGACCAUGAUCAUACAUUAGAGUCACACAACCACCCUCACCAUGACAAGGGAGAGCCCCACGCAAGCCACGACCAUGACCAUGAAAAGUGCCACGUGCUUGCGCCACACAAUGCUGACUUUGCUUUCAGUCUAUACAAGAAGCUAAGUGCUUUACCAGACUCCAAGGGCAAAAAUGUCUUCUUCUCCCCGCUGGGUCUCACGAUGGCACUGUCCCUGCUGGCUUUGGGUGCUAAGGGUGAAACACACACAGAACUCUUCAAGACACUAGGCUACAGUGACCUCAGCCCAGCCCAGGUUAAUGAGGCUUAUGAGCACCUGCUUCAAAUGCUGGACCAGAGCCACGAUGCAGGAUUGCAGCUGGAGUCGGGCAGCGCUGUGGCCAUCAGAGAGGGGUUCAAGGUCUUGGACAAAUUCCUUCAGGACGCCCAACACUUCUACAAGAGCGAGGCUUUCACCGUUGAUUUUGCCAAACCUGAAACAGCUGCACAGGAGAUUAACAAGUACAUUGCCAAGAAGACACAUGACAAGAUCACUGACAUGGUGAAGGGUUUGGACCCUGACAAUAUCAUGAUGCUUAUCAAUUACAUAUUCUUCAGAGGUAAAUGGGAGAAGCCUUUUGAACUGAAACACACCCACAAAGCUGACUUCCACGUUGAUGAGAACACCAAAGUGCAAGUGGACAUGAUGAAGAGGACAGGACGCUAUGACUUUUACUAUGACCAGGGGAAUCACAGCUCUGUUUUAAUGCUGCCGUAUAAGGGCAAUGCCUCCAUGAUGAUCAUUCUGCCUGACAAAGACAAGAUGGCUGAGGUGGAGCAGCUCCUCUCUAAGGAACAAAUCAAGCACUGGCAUAGCUCUGUCUUUAGAAGCUCUGUGGAUAUAUGUCUGCCCAAAUUCUCCAUCUCUGCUACUUACUCCCUGGGUGACCCUCUGAAGGAAAUGGGUGUAGUCAGUGCAUUUUCGGACACAGCGGACUUCGCAGGAAUGUCAGAGGAGACCAAACUGAAGGUCUCAAAGAUUUCCCAGAAGGCAGUUCUCAGCGUUGAUGAGAAAGGUACUGAGGCAGCUGCUGCAACCACCAUAGAGAUCAUGCCCAUGUCCCUCCCGGACUCCAUGGAGCUCAACAGGCCAUUCCUCCUGCUGAUUGUCGACGACAGCACCAAGAGUAUCCUCUUCAUGGGCAAGAUUACAGACCCCACAGCUGAGUGAGAGACAAUACUACCCCCACGUCCACACAGGAGAGUUAUGAAAAGCUUAAGACCCCCAUCUCAAGAUUUCCUUUCAAAACAAAGUCAGUGGUUUAUCCGCUUCGCUUUGUGAUACUGCAAGGACAACACGAUUUUCUCCACAAUACACCUUGAUUGGCCACCUGCAGCAAGAAUAAUUGGAUUUUCAGGAGAUAAUGCUCACAUGUUACUAACGUGAUACUAACACUGAUAUAGAUUCCAAAACCAUGCUUUUAUUACCCACUAGAAAAUAGUGGAGAUGUUGAUUUUUUCAACACAUUCAAAAACAGUUGUAGUAGUCAUAUUUCUUUAAACAAACUAUUAUUAAUAAUAAAAGCUUUCAGUAUGGAUUAAAUGAC